CCCGCUUGUGUGUGGUGUACAUUCAUUCACUCUCUCAAAAAUGCAAUAUAUAUAGAUUAUAUCAGUAUCACUAUCACCCACAACAAAUAUCUUUACUCUUCACUAACCCUUUCAUAUUCUUCACCUUACUGUGAAAUUUUCCUCCUGAAAAAAUGGAGCGUUGCUUCUAUAGUUCCACCAUACCAUCGUCACCACCCUCAUCUUCCACCAUUCUCAACUUUCAGGGUGUUUCAUCAUCUGUUGGUAGAAGAUUUUCUAAGAAAACUUUACGUCCUGGAGUGCUGUCUUCUCCGCUUUCUAAACCAUUUCUUCAACUUAAUUACAGAUAUCCAACCUUGCUUGACCAACAAACCACAUCCUAUCUCCCCCUGAGAACACAUAAGGGCUACAUUUAUGCAGAAGCUGGGAAACAAGGUUGGGAUCUUGGCAGAUUCGUGAAAACAUUGUAUUUUUUUAAUGGGCCUCCAUCUCCGGCUAAGUUCUUCGAAUUCCUGAUUGAGAAACUGUCCAGUCCAUCCCCUAGCGAACCAGUCAAGGCAAUGGACACGUCUGGAAUUGUUCUUGUGGCUGGAGCUACUGGUGGUGUUGGGAGAAGAGUAGUGGACAUCUUACGCAAAAAAGGACUGCCCGUUCGAGUAUUGGUCAGAAAUGAAGAGAAGGCUAGAAGAAUGAUGGGUCCAGAUGUUAACUUGAUUGUUGCAGAUGUUACAAAGGCAAGCACUUUGGUUCCUGAGUACUUCAAAGGAGUGAAGAGAGUCAUUAAUGCUGUUUCAGUCAUCGUUGGGCCAAAGGAAGGAGACACUCCUGAGAGGGCCAAGUACAGUCAAGGAAUCAAGUUCUUUGAACCAGAGAUAAAAGGCGAUUCACCUGAAAUGGUGGAGUACAUUGGGAUGAAAAAUCUUAUUAACGCUGUAAAGGACAGCGUUGGACUUCAAAAUGGAAAACUAGUAUAUGGAUUUGAAGACAAUUCAUCUAGAGAACUGCCUUGGGGUGCUUUAGAUGAUGUUGUGAUGGGGGGAGUUAGUGAAAGCACAUUCCAAGUAGAUCCUAAUGGUGGUGAAAGUGGCGGAUCGACUGGCCUUUUCAGAGGUGUUGUUUCCACUGCAAACAACGGGGGUUUUACUAGUAUCAGAACAAAGAAUUUUUCAAUACCAGAAGAUCUUUCGGCAUAUGAUGGUUUAGAGCUGCACGUUAAAGGUGAUGGCCGUCGUUAUAAAUUUAUUGUUCGCACCAGCCGUGAUUGGGAUACUGUGGGUUAUACAGCAGGCUUUGACACUGUAGAAGGCCAAUGGCAAUCGGUACGUUUGCCAUUUUCUUCUUUGAGGCCUAUAUUUAGAGCACGAACUGUAGCAGAUGCACCACCCUUUGAUCCAAGCCAAAUUGUAUCAUUACAGCUUAUGUUCAGCAAGUUUGAAUAUGAUGGAAAAUUGAAUCCAACCUUUGUUGAAGGUCCAUUUCAGCUUCCCAUAUCAAGUAUAAGAGCAUAUAUAAAGGAUCCCAUCACUCCCAGGUUGGUACAUGUGAGCUCUGCUGGGGUAACCAGACCUGAUAGACCUGGACUUGAUUUAAGCAAACAGCCACCUGCUGUCCGCUUGAACAAGGAAUUGGGCUUCAUUCUUACGUUUAAGUUGAAGGGGGAAGAUUUGAUACGGGAAAGUGGAAUUCCGUAUACGAUUGUUAGGCCUUGUGCGUUAACUGAGGAGCCUGCAGGAGCUGAUCUCAUUUUUGAACAAGGAGACAAUAUAACGGGGAAGAUAUCAAGGGAGGAGAUUGCACGAAUAUGUGUUGCUGCACUGGAAAGCCCAUAUGCAUGUGGCAAGACAUUGGAGGUUAAGAGUGUAAUUCCAUUUAGUGAGCCAUACACGGUGGACCCUGAAAACCCUCCACCUGAGAAAGAUUAUGAAGUAUAUUUCAAAACUUUGGAAGAUGGCAUUACAGGGAAAGAGAUCUUAGAAAAAAGUCCUGUUCCUGUCUAAGAUCUAUGCUUGGUGUCAACUUCCAAUGCUAUGAUCGUUGGUGAUGCUGUGGAGGGUCAAAAACUCACUGCCUCCACUUGUUGAUAGGUCCAAUAUAGCCAGACUGGGGAACUUGGAAGCUUUUGCUUCUCCACCUUCAGUAAGUUUUCCCGUAUAAGAAAAAAAACAGACAUUCGAAAGAGAAAGAAAAGCGAUGAAAAGAGAAAUUCAUACGUUCUAAGUUCAAGUUGUAAUAAUUGUCUACUUGUGGAUGUCCUAAUGCAUGAUUCGACAUUAAUGUCACAUUUAUCGGGUGAAUGUUUUGAUUUUGAUCGUAGAAGUUGAAGUCUCAGUACCUAUCCAUAUGUAUUUGUGUAUGUUUGGCAAUACUUGAAUGAACUUGUACUAGUUUCACUCUGCAGCAUGGAAAUCUUUCAUU
Ilex paraguariensis (yerba mate) is the source of this 2394-nucleotide messenger RNA. The record is from the annotation of a GenBank genome assembly. NCBI's taxonomy places the organism in Eukaryota, Viridiplantae, Streptophyta, Magnoliopsida, Aquifoliales, Aquifoliaceae.